CACACGCGCGCGCGCCUGCACAUUGCACAACCGAACAUGAUGGCGGCUGUUGUUGUCCGGAGGUUAGCGGCUCUGUCCGGGGCUUCGGCGGUGGCCGCGGGGGCGUACGGAGCUCACGGUUUCAAAAACAGCGACCCGGAUGACUACCAGAGAGUGCUGUUUGAAACCGCCAACAAGUACCACUUCUACCACAGCCUGGCCCUGCUGGGCGCCGCGCACUCUGGCAAGCCUGCUGUGGCACCACCACAUCGGGGCGCGGGGCGUUGUGCAGGAUCCCCGGGCCAGAGGGUCCGUCUGGGGGGCUUCGGCUCUGCGAAGAAGAAGGAGCACAGAUACUAUUGUUAAUUACACCUCGGGGGACUUCCCCAGCAUGCACCUCAACACGAGCUCCCCCCCUACCCGUUAUUUAUCUAACACAGCACACAGAUUUAAUUACAUCAGCUUCUUCUCCUUUGUGUGUGUGUGUGUGUGUGUGUGGGGGGGGGGCUCCUAGUUCCAUUGAUUUGUUCUUUGUCUGGAGUCUGUUGUGGUUAAAGAUGAAGAGGACUUUGUUGUGCGAGUAAAAAAAUGAGUGGAAAAAGGUCUGGAGUGAGCCCGGCCAUCUCACAUGACCAGGACACACACAAAUAUCUAACCACACACACACACACACACACACACACACGCAAUACAUUGAAGUGCGUGCUGCAUUAUAGACACCCGGGUCUCAGUCAGGUGGCAGAGGGCAUCACACAGGGAAGCAGAAUGGCUCCAAUGGCCUUUUUACAGGCCACUUAAAUGACGGUCAAGUGCUGUCGGACCCUCAGGUGGUUCCCGAUAGUGGGAAGUAUUGUUGUUCGUGCUGCGUAAAUGAUAACUGUCCAUGAUGACACCGUUUACAGCGGUGAAGGAAAGUGAUGGAACACUUUCUCUCUCUGGUCCCAAUAACAGUCCACACAUCUGGACUUGAUUGAACGGUGCAGUGUGUGUGUGUGUGUAGGUGUGUGUGUGUGUGUGACAUCGGGUGUCAAUCAAGUCAAACAGUUUUCUCUAUCAUAUUGUUUUGUUUCCCCCCCCGGAGAUUGUUUGGUGGAGCUGUUGAGGUGUGGUUGUUGUGAGGAUCCUUCCUCAAUGUUUGUUUGUGUAAUACAAUGUGUAUUGGAAGGGAUGUGUUUAGCCCUUAGAACAGCGAGGGGGGGGGGGGGCACUUCAACCUUUUGUGGCUGAAAUGAGUAUAACAACGACAAAACCCUUGACACACAUAAAAAACAAAAUAAAAAAUAAAAAGAUAAA
Pseudoliparis swirei is the source of this 1272-nucleotide messenger RNA. RefSeq names its product transmembrane protein 256 (gene tmem256). The transcript is spliced from 4 exons. The record is from RefSeq and is a predicted model, not a curated record. The coding region runs from base 37 to 345 and encodes 102 amino acids. Lineage: Eukaryota; Metazoa; Chordata; Actinopteri; Perciformes; Liparidae.